AUGAACUUGCGCACACGGAAGGUGGAACGAAACAGAGAUGAGGUGCGCCAGUUGUCGCAGAAGGGUGAAAACCGCUUCUGCUUUGAUUGCGGCAUUCGGGGGCCGCUCUAUGCCGUGACGAACUUUCACAUCUUUGUCUGCUCGACGUGUGCUGCGCUGCACCGCUCGCUCCAACACAAGGUGAAGGGUAUCUCCAUGACGGAGUUCUCGGACGACGAGGUCACUGGCCUCCAGGUAGGCGGCAAUGACAGCGCAGCCAAGGCGUGGCUGCCCAAUUACAAUAGGAGCUUGCCCACCCACGGCAACGAUAUCAUCAUUAAGGAAUUUAUCGUGGCUGUCUUUGACAAUAUGAGGUACGCUGACCGAGAGAAAGUUGAUCAGCUUCGCAGGGACGUGCAGAGGGCCAUCAAGAACGAGCCGGCCCAGCCACGGCUCACGUCUCUGCCACCAACAAACCGCACCCAGCAACAGCAACAGCAACCACCACCACCACAACAGCAACCACCAUCACCACCGCAGUCACAGCCACAACCACCACCACAACAGCAGCAGCCUUCGAACUGGAAGAGUGUGCCCCCCGCGCAGAAGCCGCCGUCUGACUGGUUUGGCCAGUCAGGUUCCCAGGCGCCGCAGACCACCGCUACUGUUGCGGAUCCUGCUGCGCAGAAGAAUAAUGAUGAUGAUGAUGUGUUUGAUGAUUUUUUUACAGCUGCGCCCCCCGCUGCAACGACUGCUGCUCCCUCUCCGAGUACUACCACUGCUUCAGCUGCCACUCCUCAAAGUACGCUCGUAGACUUGUUUUCUUCUGUUCCACUCGCGGAUCCGCGCGCAAGUCAGACUCCCUACGGUUGUCCAGGCCCUGCUGGAGUGCAGGUACCGUACCCGCCCCCCCAAGGGUUCUCUAACAUGCAGGCGCAGUAUCCAGCAACGAUGCCACAUCAGCCUGAAAUGCAGUAUUAUGCUGGGAUGAAUGAAGGUGGGCAUAACUUUCCUCCUUAUGCAUAUUAUCCUCAGCAGCAGCAGCCGGUGCUGGUUCAGCCACCGCAACAGCAGCCACAAUAUAAUUUCCCUACGGGUGCCCCAGCACCACCAAUCGUGUUGCUGAGCAAAACAGCAGCUGCUCCUGGUCCGAAGCCGUUAGCGUAUGGCACAACACCAGCGGAUCUAAAUAAUGUGAAUUUCUUUCAAGCGCCACCCACGGAUCCGUGGUUGACGCCUGCAACACCUCCGCCGGUAAAGAUGGAGGCAGAGCAACAAUCAAACGAGGGGCAAAAGGAUGUUUUCGCCUCGUUGAACCCGUUUGGUGGCAAUCGUUGA
Molecule: messenger RNA, 1317 nt
Organism: Trypanosoma grayi
Lineage: Eukaryota; Euglenozoa; Kinetoplastea; Trypanosomatida; Trypanosomatidae
Product: ADP-ribosylation factor GTPase activating protein
Exons: 1
Coding region: 1-1317 (438 amino acids)
Molecular function (GO): GTPase activator activity
Source: RefSeq, a predicted model, not a curated record